Molecule: messenger RNA, 180 nt
Organism: Coccidioides immitis RS
Lineage: Eukaryota; Fungi; Ascomycota; Eurotiomycetes; Onygenales; Onygenaceae
Exons: 1
Coding region: 1-180 (59 amino acids)
Source: RefSeq, a predicted model, not a curated record
AUGAUCUUCAAGAUUGUCAGAUCACAUCCAAACUUCUGUCUGAAUGUUGUGAAUUUCAGACCUGAACAUUCAAAGAACUUCAUUGGCAAAGUACUCAUUGCUGUACUUGACAAGAACAACAUUCAAAGAGUGUAUGAGAUUGUUGAAAACAUCAAAGUUAAUAACAACAUUAUAGAAUAG